AUGCAGGCCAGGGCAUCGGCAUUGAUCGAAAAAGCGAGCUUCGAGAGCUAUGCCGGUGACACUACCGAGAGUGCUGAUUCCAUCUCACUGGACCUUGCAAAUGUAUUCGAAGCAUUGGAUAUGGAUGAUGUGGUUAUGGCCAAGCAGGAGGUCCCAGAAGCAACAGUCCCGAAGCAUGAGACGAAGCAGGAGGUCCCACAAGCAGCAGUCCCGAAGCAUGAGGCUGGGGCGAAGCAGGAGGUCCCACAAGCAGCAGUCCCGAAGCAUGAGGCGAAGCAGGAGGCCCCACAAGCAGCAGUCCCGAAGCAUGAGGUGGAGCAGCAGGAGGGCCCAAAUUGCAAUCAGGCAACAGGAUCCGGAGAGGUGUCGGACGAGCAGCUACUCCAGUUGCUGAAGGGGCUUGACAUCCAGAAAAUCAAAUGGUUGCAAUCGAUGGCUGACUCCAACACAUCUGUGCUUAGCAAGCCGGAACUCCAUAGACCCAACACUGUGGACUUCGAUGCUAGCAAGGGCAAGCUGCAGCCAGCCCCCGCCGCUAGUGAUGACUUGGCAUCCCAGUCAACAGCUGCAACAACACCGCAGCCGCACGCCCAACAGAAUCCGCCCCAAGCCGAGGCAAAAGCCCCCAAAGCCCCGAGUAAGCACAUCGACCCAAGCAUUGAGACAGCAUCGCAAGCUGGCAAAGUUGACAGAACGAAGAUGCAAAACCUGUUCCAGAGCUUCCUUGCCUGUGGAGAAGAUUGGGGAGAGAGUGAGUUCAGCAUGGAAGAGAACACGAGCACGAUGACGGAUGAUGUGAGCACGUCCAGGUGGCUCACACGCAGAGACCUCAUGGCCAAGUACGGGGACGAAGAAAUUGUCAACAGCAUUAUCCGGGCGAAGGCCAGUGGCGAGGAGGCUUCUGGGGAUUACAUGGAUAAUCCUGAUGCGCCGGACGUACGAGCUUUGCGGCUUUACAAGUGCUUCGACCACCAGGUGGAGGUUAACACGAAUAACAGCACUAUGCGGACCAGCCGUACCAGGACUGGCGAUGCACCGGCAUCCAGCUCCAGUGCGCCCCCGCCCACCCCGUCCGUUCCGAAGGGAAAGGGCAAAGGAAAGGGUAAGAACAAGGGCAAAGGCCAGGAGCCGGGUGGUGAGACGAAGACGAAGAAAGAAAAAACCAAGGACCAAAUGGCCAUGGUCAAUGCCAACAUGAAUCUUUUGGAGAUCAAUGGCUUCGAUUUCCGCUUGAGACAAGCCGGAGUGUGCGACACCACAAUUCAGCGCUUCUGCUCCAGGGACGGGCAGCUGGCCUCGGCACUUUGCUCAUCGAUGCUGGAGCUUGCCAAGGAGAUGAGGGCAAAGCGUGAGGCUUUGGAGGCCAAGCUGGCCAAUGGUGCCACCGAAGCCCAAUUCGAGCCCGAGCUACAGGCUUUGAUGGGUUGCAACGAUCGCUACAAGGAAGGCUCUAAGCAUGUGAAGCUUCACUUGCCAAAGGCAAGCAAGGACAAGGCCAAAUCCGGGGCCAGCCUGUAG
This is a messenger RNA of Symbiodinium sp. CCMP2592, 1518 nucleotides long. NCBI's taxonomy places the organism in Eukaryota, Dinophyceae, Suessiales, Symbiodiniaceae. The record is from the annotation of a GenBank genome assembly.